GGCUUGGCUUCAGAAAGGCGCUAACAACCAUGUCGAGCAACGAGGUUUUUCAGACACAAUUAUGUACAAUUAUGGAUAUAUUCGUUGAAUCAGCAGUAAGGGAGGUGUCGAGACUCCUAGACGAGUGCUUUGUUGCUGUUAUGGAAAAUGAAGAGAAUAGUUUGCUAAAGAGAGAAAUGACACGCGUGAAUAAAACCAACACGAGAAAGUUUGCAUCAUUCAUGGAGGUGUUGAGUAAAACCUCGACAGAGAAAAUAGCACUGCUAACGUACGUGGUCGAAUCGGAAGUGAGAGUAGUGGAGAAAACAGCUGAAAACAGGCCUCUCCGUCGGGCAGGAGCGAGGACGGAAGAAAAACCACAAAGGGAUGAGGGAUCUGUCUCUGAGUCUAAUCAUCAUGAUGAUCAACCUGACUUUGUCCCCCUGUCCUCACCUGCAUCAGAUGAGGAUUCGCUCCCUCAGUUUCAUCCACAAGACGAGGUUGAUCUUGAACCCCUGGCCCUGUCUGCAACAGACCAAGACAAACGAGACAGGCAGCCCUUCAGCUGUUCUCAUUGUGGAAAAGAUUUCAAGAUGAAAUGUUUAUUGAAUAAACACUUUCGGACCCAUUCAAAACCCUAUAGCUGCUUGCAGUGUGGGAGAUGUUUUAGCUUGAAGAGGCGGCUUGAGGAACACUCCAUGACACAUUCUGGAGAGACACCCUUCAGUUGUGCCGAUUGCGACGCAGUGUUUCGCCAGAAACCUGCUUUGCAGUCACACAUGAAGCGUCACAAAACAAAGACAACGGUCACAUGCACAGUUUGUAAAAAAAAGUUUCUAGGGGAAACAGGACUAGAGAGGCACAAGUGUAGUGGUGAUGCACAGAAGACAUUCAGCUGCUCUCUUUGCCCAAAGACCUUCAAGUGGAGACGAAGACUGUUCGAUCAUGAGGCUACGCAUUCAGGGGAGAGGAAGUAUUGUUGUGAAACCUGCGGCAAACUUUUCUUUACCACUUCAACCUUAGCUGUCCAUAAGAGGAGUCAUAUAGAAAAGGAUCAUAGCUGUACUGUAUGUGGCCAACGUUUCAGCGAUGCACCUGCUCUCAGAAAGCAUAUGGUGGUCACCCAUCCUGGAGAAACAAAAGAAAAAUAUUUUGUUUGCGACGUGUGUGGCAAAUGUUUUGGCCGGAAGUGCCAUCUCAAAAGCCAUAUGACUCUACACGGGGCAGAGAAACCUUUUUCUUGUGAUGUUUGUGGAAAAAAGUUUAGUCAAGGUGCUAAUCUCAGCAGACACAAGAGAACUCACACAGGCCAGAAAUUGUAUUGCUGUGACGUUUGUGGUAAAAGGUUCACCCAGUCCGGAACCCUGAAGAUCCAUAAAAUAAGGCACACUGGUGAAAGGCCUUACAAGUGUGAUGUCUGUGAGAAAGCCUUCUUUGAACCUUCCUCCCUCCGGAGUCACAAGAGACGUCACCUUACACUUCAGGAAAAGCUGCAGUCUGGCUCAAAGCUGCAGUCUGGGCCAGUUCAGCCGUCUGGGCCAAAGCCAUAUGUCUGCAAUCAUUGUGGUAAAGCCUUCUAUGUGAAAGUUUCUCUGGAUCAGCAUGUGCGCAUUCACACAGGAGAGAAACCGUUCAAGUGUGACGUUUGUGGUGAAGGUUUUAGGUAUCAUCAUUCACUUAAAAUUCACAAGGUCACUCACACAGGGUUGAAACCAUAUUACUGUAAAGUUUGCGGGAAAGGGUUUAUGUACAAUUUCCUUAAAGUUCACAUGCGCACUCACACAGGCGAGAAACCAUUUGAGUGUGAUCAAUGUGGUAAGAGGUUCAGCCAGAAAGGUCAUCUAAAAUCUCACGAGCGUGUGCACACUGGUGUCAAAGCAUUUGUGUGCAAAGACUGUGGGAAUGCCUAUGCCUGUAGACACAAUCUAAAAGUCCACAAGUGCAAGUACAACUGGAAACCAGCUCCUGGAAACAGUGCAGAGGAUUACUGAAGAAACAGGUCUAAGAUGAAUGGCACAGGGCCUCUGAAUAAUAUGGCAGUGUGAAAAUGUUGGUGCUCAAGAACUUACUAAACUAAAUGAAAAAACCUCAAGGUGUUUACGUUGAAAAUGUGACAUUCCACCUUAGGAAAAAUCUAAUAUUUUACAAUUGCAGUUAGCUUUGGGCUGUUAAGUACAUUUAAUUAACCUCUAUAGUCAAGCUUUUCUACUUGAAUGUUUAUACUUAAUGAGUGUUAUUGUUUCCCUUUAAUCUGUGUCCACAGGUCUUCCUUUCUUAGAAAAAAAUGCACAAUAACAGAAGAUAAAAUCACUCAGUUAUGGGUGAAUUGGGAGAGCGCAAUGGUCCUCUUGACGAACUGGUACAGAGCCAGAUGAUAUAAGGCAACCACAUGUAUCAGCAUUUGGCAACACUUUCUGAACACCCUCUUCUUCCUUUUUGUCAGCUCACAAGAUCAGAAUUUUUCACUGUUUUAAAUACUUAUGACCAAUUUGGUAUGUUUAUUGUUCAAACAAAUUCCACAAAAUAGAGGCCCUUGAUAGGACCGCAUUAGAUGUCCUAUGACAUGCUCUUCAUUUUACUGCCGAUGGUGGGAACGUUUCUGCUCGCUCGCUUGUUUCCUAUCGGACAAUAAUACAGAGUGGGAUAAGAGGCCCUCUGUGAUUCCGCCAGCAAGACCUAGCUAGAACAAGAGCCAAUUUAUGCUUUAUCUGAAAUUGUGGUCGGAGGCUACGUAUAGAUGGUGUAACUCAAUUGCAGUGACUCGAACAGUGGCAACAAAAAUACGUGGGAUGCAUGCCAGCUAAGCCACAACACUAAACAAUACAUUAAUUGCACUAUAACGGUGGCAAACAGUGCUCACAAACUGUUAUGGCCUACAUAAAGCUGUCCCAACAGCAGACCCAAAGCCUUACCAAUGCUACACCUGGCUAUCAGCGGAGCCUUGUCUGGCAGCGAAACAGUUCAU
This is a messenger RNA of Salvelinus namaycush (lake trout), 2944 nucleotides long. RefSeq names its product gastrula zinc finger protein XlCGF57.1-like. Bases 30 to 1970 code for a protein of 646 amino acids. Gene Ontology annotation, biological process: regulation of transcription by RNA polymerase II. Lineage: Eukaryota; Metazoa; Chordata; Actinopteri; Salmoniformes; Salmonidae. The record is from RefSeq and is a predicted model, not a curated record. Gene Ontology annotation, molecular function: RNA polymerase II cis-regulatory region sequence-specific DNA binding; DNA-binding transcription factor activity. The transcript is spliced from 3 exons.